Pleuronectes platessa (European plaice) is the source of this 1811-nucleotide messenger RNA. It is a transcript of the gene wnt16, whose product is annotated as wingless-type MMTV integration site family, member 16. NCBI's taxonomy places the organism in Eukaryota, Metazoa, Chordata, Actinopteri, Pleuronectiformes, Pleuronectidae. The transcript has 4 exons. The record is from RefSeq and is a predicted model, not a curated record. Gene Ontology annotation, molecular function: frizzled binding; cytokine activity. Gene Ontology annotation, cellular component: extracellular region. Gene Ontology annotation, biological process: neuron differentiation; canonical Wnt signaling pathway; cell fate commitment. Bases 1 to 1215 code for a protein of 404 amino acids.
AUGGUCGUGUUGCUCCCGUUGCAUAUACCUGCUGCUCCGGGACGCCCGCGGACCAGUGACCGAGUCAGGGAGCAGGACGCCGGGCUCAGGGGCCGCCGCCUCACCGGAGCUGCUCUGGAGGUCGAGCUCCAGGUUGAUGAACAGGACAUGGAGACAAGGAUCCGAAGAGGCCGACACAUGAGUCCCGUGAGUCUGCUGCUGCUCUGCGUGUGUCCGCUGUGCGUCCGGGGCUCCUGGAUGUGGUUGGGCGUGGCGUCGGCCGGCGGCCCGGAGACGCUCAGCUGCUCCGGCCUUCCUCUGAGCCGCCAGCAGAGGGAGCUGUGUCGUAAGAAACCUUUUCUGUUGCCGAGCGUCCAGGACGGCGCUCGACUCGCUAUCGACGAGUGUCAGAGUCAGUUCAGACACGAGAGGUGGAACUGCUCCGUCAACCAGCGCCCCCCAGUGUUCGAACAUGAGUUAACCAGCGGAACCAAAGAAACAGCGUUUAUCUACGCGGUGAUGGCUGCCGGGCUGGUCCACGCCGUGACGCGCUCCUGCAGCCAGGGCAACAUGACGGAGUGCGGCUGCGACGCCCGGCUGCAGGGCGGCGGCUCCGGGCCGGAGGGCUGGCACUGGGGCGGCUGCUCGGACCACAUCCAGUACGGAACCUGGUUCAGCCGCAGGUUCAUCGGCGCCGCCGCCAAAAACAUGUCGACGAGCAGCGGAGGCUACACGCCGGGGACCAUGAACCAACACAACACAGAGGCAGGACGCCAGGCGAUUGACAGGACGAUGCUGACAGACUGUCGCUGUCACGGGGUUUCCGGUUCCUGUGCGGUGAAGACGUGUUGGAAGACGAUGGCGGCGUUCGGACGUGUCGGCGUUUAUCUGAAGGAGCAGUACGAGCACAGCGUGCAGGUGUCGGACCGCUCAAAGAGGAAGACGAGGAGGAAGGACCAGCGUCUCCUUCCUGUCGACAAACACCAGCUCAUCUUCAUCAACAAGUCUCCCAACUACUGCCUGGAGGACCGGCGACGCGGCAUCGCCGGCACCAGAGGGCGCCGCUGCAGCCGGACGUCCGCUGGACCGGACGGGUGCAACCUGCUGUGCUGUGGCCGUGGAUACAACACGCAUGUGGUGCGACACGUCCAACGCUGCGAGUGCAAGUUCGUGUGGUGCUGCUACGUCCGCUGCCGGCGCUGCGAGAGCAUGAACGACAUGCACACCUGCAAAUAAACCAAUCACAGCUGAGGACAAGCUUCACACAUCACUGCCUGAACAACCUGUAGAGGGUCCGACCUCGAGUCACGUGACCAACUGCUUCUGAGAAACAAACUAUUCAUGAAAACAAAACAAAUAUUUUUUUUUUUAUAUUUCAUUUUGUCAGUAAAUGUUUAUUUAUAUUGAAAUAGUCACAUUUAAUUUUGUUGAUUUCAGGAACAAACUGUCAGAAUAUAAUACAAGUUUUAUACAAAUUGUUGUUUAAAAAGUAAAAAAAGUCCAAACAUUUUAAAUGAAACACCCAGUUAUUACAAAUCAAUAGAGUUUCGUUUAUUAAGUUUACAACAGUAGUAAUAAUAAGUAAACUGUCGGGAGGCGAUGUGACGCUUCACGUUCUCAUUUUGUCUGUAAUAUCUUCUGGACGUUUGAUCGUAGUCCAAGUGAAACAGGAAGUAGAACCAGAGGAACUCGGUGUCAGACACGUUCGACCCUGAAGUGAAUGAUCUGUUCCUCCUGGUGUCCGGCUCCAGUAGCUCCGCCUCCUCCAUGUUAGCAGAUGGGACCAAACAAAACAAAUCAAAGCAGAUGUUAAAUAAAUGUUUGUCAAAGAU